UCCUGACGCACUGUAUGGUAGACGAGAUUGAAAAAAUGGACGGCGCGUCUCUGCACCAGUACCUCUUGGCCAACCAAGUACCAGUGAUCAUAGGCCCCAAACAGCCGGGAGAGGAGCAGUUCUACAUCACCGACAAGCACCACCUGGCGUAUGCGCUACUGGAGGCGUACUUGGACUUUGACAGUCCUCACCACCACAGGAUCAUGUAG
Molecule: messenger RNA, 209 nt
Organism: Sphaeroforma arctica JP610
Lineage: Eukaryota; Ichthyosporea; Ichthyophonida
Exons: 1
Source: RefSeq, a predicted model, not a curated record